This is a messenger RNA of Adelges cooleyi (spruce gall adelgid), 901 nucleotides long. RefSeq names its product MIP18 family protein galla-1 (gene galla-1). The record is from RefSeq and is a predicted model, not a curated record. NCBI's taxonomy places the organism in Eukaryota, Metazoa, Arthropoda, Insecta, Hemiptera, Adelgidae. Bases 192 to 734 code for a protein of 180 amino acids. The transcript has 4 exons.
AAAGAUUAAUACAUGAUUAGUGGACCCUAGUAACUAUAAUUACUAUUUCCUCUUACAUGUAGGGUCACAAAACGUUUAUUCUUUCUACAAAACUGUAGACUUACGUGCUAUUUGAUUUGCCACCGUCCGCCACUGACGGUAUUAUAUAAUUAUAUUUUGCUUGGUCCAAGUACAACAAAACAUAUCCGCUCAUGAUUUUGACUAUUAGUGGUUUGUUGAUGAUGUUCUCGACUCUCAUGCAACAAACGAAAAAAAUAAUACAAGACAAGUAUUUCAAAAAUGAACCCAUUAACGAGACGAUUACUAGUGAUGUAAUAAAUACAAACGAACUACCCGAAAGCAAUAGUCAAGAACUUAAGUAUCAAAUAUAUGAUCUUAUAAGAACAAUCAAAGACCCUGAAAAACCAGCAACACUUGAAGAUUUAAAUGUUAUUUAUGAAGAUGGAAUUAAAGUAAUAAACCAUCCAGACAUGAAGUUAUGUACAAUCAAAAUAGAAUUUAAUCCGACAGUUCCACACUGCAGUCUAGCGACACUAAUCGGCCUUAGUAUACGAAUCAAAGUUUUGAGAUCGAUUGUAGAAAAUGUCAAACUUGAUAUUUAUAUCAAAAAAGGUGCCCAUACGACAGAAGAAGAAAUCAAUAAACAAAUUAAUGACAAAGAAAGGGUUGCAGCAGCAAUGGAAAAUCCAAGCUUACGAGAAGUAGUUGAAAAAUGUAUAAAAGAAGAAGAAUAAGUUAUACUGAAUAUAAGACUGCUUUAAAAUUAAAAAAUAUUUUUUAUAAUAUAGAUCUUAAAAUUAAGUACUUGUAAAUAGAUUUAUUCAUUAAGGAAACUUUUUAUAAUUAUUAUUAUAUUUGUAAAGGGGUGUUUGGUUUAUAGAAUAUUGUAAAUUAAAUUUUU